This is a messenger RNA of Toxorhynchites rutilus septentrionalis, 2452 nucleotides long. RefSeq lists its product as uncharacterized. The transcript is spliced from 5 exons. The record is from RefSeq and is a predicted model, not a curated record. The coding region runs from base 344 to 2452 and encodes 702 amino acids. NCBI's taxonomy places the organism in Eukaryota, Metazoa, Arthropoda, Insecta, Diptera, Culicidae.
GGAUCGAAGGUUCCCCCGACCAGAAGGGCAGGUGUGGUGAGUACACCAUUUUGUUUGCAAGUUCAUUUGGUGGUGUUGGGUGGCAAGUAGACUCGCGUGGGUGGUAUGCCCGUGUCGGGAAUAAUUACGUUCGUUUUUGUGCACCAUCCUCGAGUUAUUCGUUCGCCUAAAAAGUGGUAAACCGUGACGGGAAGGAUACAUUCGUUCGAUUUUUACCAUUUUUCGAUAUCCGCGUCGUGUAAAAGACAUUACAACGCACAAUUUACGUUCCAAUCUUCCGAAUUUUGAUUCCGUAUAUUCGAUCUGUGGUGGUAGUGAAGUGGUGAUAGUGUAGUGAACCAAGAUGUCCAGACCAGAGAAGAAGUUGGUCGAAUGCUUUAUGAAGCGCAAAGCACUAUUCGUCGUUCGUGAUUCCGUUGAAGUGUUCAUCAAUAAUUUUGACAACCAGAAUGACGUUUUCCAGAUUCCGAUUCGUGUUGAAGCGUUGGACAGAGUCUACAACGAAUUCAUUGACCUGCAAACGGAGAUCGAAAAGUAUGAUGAUCCUGAGAAGUUUGAGGAGCAUAUGCAAGAACGAGCAACGUUCGAGGCGCGAUACUGUUCGGCUAAAGCCAAUCAUCCUCCAGCGAAUUUCCACCUGCGAUUACCCAAGAUUGACCUUCCAAAGUUUGACGGAGAUUUGUCUAGAUGGCUUUCCUUCCGUGAUACGUUUACAUCCAUGGUCCAUUCCAAUGCGGAUAUUCCGACAGUAGCGAAGAUGCAGUACCUCUUACAAUCACUGGAAGGAGAAGCUCAUAAGCCAUUCGAGUCAACCGAUAUAAGUGCGGAUAAUUACACAUUAACUUGGGACGCUUUAUUGAAGCGUUACGACAAUAAACGUUAUUUGAAGCGUCAGCUAUUCCGAGCUUUGUAUGACCUCCCGCCACUCAACAAAGAGUCACCCCAAGAGCUGCAUGACCUGGUUGAUGAUUACCAACGGCAUGUCAAGGCUUUAGCGAAGCUGAACGAACCAGUCAUCCACUGGGACACACCGUUAAUCAACCUGCUAAGCUACAAACUGGAUUCAACAACCCUCCGAGCCUGGGAGGAGAAGACUAGUAGCGCUGAUGACAUCACUUACGAGGAGUUGGUUGAUUUCUUGUACCAGCGUGUCCGAAUGUUGAAGUCCGUCGUCACCGAUCUGCAGCAACGCUCCAAUCAAGUCGGCCAAGUCAAGGUGGCCGGUUCCACACCAAACCAGAAGAAGCCAUUCAAGAUGAAAACCAUUUGUUAUUCCAAUGUCCAGCAUUUUCCAAGAUGUCCGUUUGUCAACGCAGAGAACUGGUAUCCCAAAAACGCCUAUGCUGGAAUUGUUUCCGUUCUGGACACCAAAAGACACCACACGCUGCUGCACGAAUCUGCAGUCCCGAAAGUACAAUCCACUCCAGUUGUCAUGUCUGGUCAGUCAUCCCAGCAACCGAAUCCACCCACGUUGACUGUUGUCGAAUCCCCUGGAUCAGCGAAUCCGAAUCCCCAAGUGAGUUUGUCGGCACAGUCAUAUCAGUCCACUGUCCUAUUGGAAACGGUUAACCUCCUUGUCGUAGACCAGAAUGGCAAAGAGCAUCCUGCUCGCGCGCUCCUAGAUUCGGGAUCAAUGUGCAGUUUUAUUACGAAGAAAUUAUCCAAUGUACUCAACCUCCGCCGCACGAAAGUUGACAUCGCCGUGUCUGGAAUCGGUGAAGCAUCGAAGCAGAUCAAGCGCAAGUUGACUGCUACGAUUAAAUCCAAGUUGCUUUCGUAUAGUACAACUCUCGAUUUUCUGAUUUUGAAGAAACCCACAGUAUGCCUGCCAACUACGCCGAUUGAUAUUUCCUCGUGGCAGUUCCCUGAUGUUCCGUUAGCCGACCCACGAUUCCACAUUCCAGCCGACGUUGACAUGAUUGUCGGUGGAGAAGUAUAUUAUGACCUGCACACCGGUUGUAAGAUUUCCUGCGGCGAAGGAAAACCUGUAUUCGUCGAAACCUCGUUCGGAUGGACUGUUUCUGGGAAAGUAGUCAUCCAAUCACCCGAUGUUCCACGUGUUUGUCACCUCACCACUGUAGACCGAAACCUGGAACAAGCCCUCCAGAAGUUCUGGGAGCUAGAAGCUGUUGAACCCUGCUCCAUGUUAUCCGCUGAAGAAAAUUUCUGUGAAGAUCAAUAUGCCACUACCACCACUCGCGAUUCGUCGGGUCGUUACCGUCGCUUCUUGAACCUUGAAAAACGACUUGAGCGAGAUCCAACCACCAAAGCUGCCUACUGCCGCUUCAUGGAGGAAUACGAACGCCUAAACCACAUGAAGAAGCUCGUGGAUCCAGUAGACGAAACCAAGCCACACUGUUUUCUCCCACACCACCCGGUGUUCAAGGAAUCCAGCACCACUACGAAGGUUCGAUGCAUCCUGCAAGACGUCUUCUGGAUUCUCUGUGAAUGA